GACAGGUACGUGAUUUACGGAGUCAAGCUCCCUCCCCGCCAGAACCCCCUGACCCCUCCUGACCCCAGUCAAGAACAGGCCAGCGUGAGGUCCAGCCUGUUCUCCUGUCACAACCUGGGAAGGUUUGAGAUAGCACCGAGGGAGGCCCUUUGGCCCAUCGAGCUCCACGUGGGAUAGAACCAAGCGAGCGCGAUCCCACUUUCUUGGACGUGGGCCACUCCUUCCAGCGUACGGGGGUGGGCGGGCCUCUGGGUCGAACCAUUGGGACCAGCAGAGUGUCUCCCCCCUCUCUCUCUCUCUCUGCCUCUCACCAUCUUGUCCAUCUCUAUCCAGUCACCUCUCACCCUCCUUCACUCCCAUGAGAAAAGCCCUAGCUCCCUCAGCCUUGCUUCAUAACGUGUGCCCUCCAGGCCCGGCAGUGUCCUGGGAAAUCCCCUCUGCACCCUCUCGAAAGCUUCCACAUCCGUCCUCGAUUGAGGUGACCAGAACUGAGCACAAUGUUCCAAGUGUGGCCUAACUAGGGCUCUAUAAAGCUGCAACAUAACCUCGCGGCUUUUAAACUCAAUCCCCAUGCGAAUGAAAGCCAACACACCGUACGCCUUAACAACCCGGUCAACUUGGGAGGCAAUUUUGAGGGAUCUAUGAAUGUGGACCCCCCCCAAGUUCCCUCGGUUCCUCCACACUGCCAAGAAUCCAAGCUGUAUUCAGCAUUCAAAUUGGACCUUCCAAAAUGAAUCACUUCACACCUUUCCAGGCUAAACUGCAUCUGCCACGUCUCAGCCCAGCUCUGCAUCCUGUCAAUGGCCCCCUUGGCAAACUCCAACAGCCCUCCACACGAUCCACAACUCCAAGCAAACGUCCCGUCAUCAGCAAACUUACUAGCCCACCCUUCCACUUCCUCACCCAGGACAUUUCUAACGAUCAAAAGGGUAAAGCGCCCAGAACCGAUCCCUGAGGAACACUCAGAUCACCGAGCGCCUCGCUGAAUACUUCCCAUCUCCCACCACCCCCUCACGUCAAUGGGCCAGGCAAUUCCAAAUCCGUGCCGCCAAAAUUCCCUGUGCCCUCCUUACUUUCGGAAUGACCGUACCACAGGGAAGCACAUCAAUGCUAAAAUCCAUGUACACCACACCCGCUGCUAUCAAUGUGCAGGCCUUGCUAAAUUGUCCCCGUAGUGCCCAGGGAUGUGCAGGUUAGGGUGGGAUUGGCCGUGCUAAAUUGUCCCAUCGUGUCCAGGGAUGUGCAGGUUAGGGUGGAUUGGCCGUGCUAAAUUGUCCCCGUAGUGCCCAGGGAUGUGCAUGUUAGGGUGGAUUGGCCGUGCUAAAUUGUCCCCGUAGUGCCCAGGGAUGUGCAGGUUAGGUUGGAUUGGCCGUGCUAAAUUGUCCCCGUAGUGCCAGGGAUGUGCAGGUUAGGGUGGAUUGGCCGUGCUAAAUUGUCCCCGUAGUGUCCAGGGAUGUGCAGGUUAGAGUGGAUUGGCCGUGCUAAAUUGUCCCCAUAGUGCCCAGGGAUGUGCAGGUUAGGGUGGAUUGGCCGUGCUAAAUUGUCCCCAUAGUGCCCAGGGAUGUGCAGGUUAGGGUGGAUUGGCCGUGUUAAAUUGUCCCUGUAGUGCCCAGGGAUGUGCAGGUUAGGGUGGAUUGGCCGUGCUAAAUUGUCCCCGUAGUGCCCAGGGAUGUGCGUGUUAGGGUGGAUUGGCCGUGCUAAAUUGUCCCCGUAGUGCCCAGGGAUGUGCAGGUUAGGUUGGAUUGGCCGUGCUAAAUUGUCCCCGUAGUGCCCAGGGAUGUGCAGGUUAGGGUGGAUUGACCGUGCUAAAUUGUCCCAUAGUGCCCAGGGAUGUGCUGGUUAGGGUGGAUUGCCCGUGCUAAAUUGUCCCUGCAUUAGUCAGAGGAGAUUGGGUAUGGGUGGGUUACUCUUCGGAGGGUAGGUUAGGAUGUGUUGGGCCGAAGGGCCUGUUUCCACGCUGUCGGGAUUCUAAUCUAAUCUAAUCGAGAGGGUGAUGGGCCAAGUGCUGGUCAACGGAGAGGAGGUGAGGUUGGGAUAUCUGGGUCAGCAUUGACGCUGGGGAGUUCGAGAGAGAGAGAGAGAGAGGCGGGGGGACCUGUUUGAGUGAUCAACAAACCCCGCUUCCUUCGUCAGGGAGGAUCGAUAAGGAGACCCUUCCUUCACACCCAACCCCGAGAGAGCACAUGGAGGUCAAAGGGUCUCUCAUGACGACAGCGACUGGCAACAUCGGCGCUCCCGGCUCCCAGCGGUACACCAGGGCCGUGAAGGUGAGUACGGACAGGGUGACGGAGUUGGCAGAGCGACAGCGGGCCAUCGAGGAGAUGUUGAGGAGGAAGAUGGCCGAGCUGAGGGAGCUCUGCCUGCAGGAAGCGGAACUGACGGGAAUAUUGCCCUCGGAUUACCCACUGGAGCCUGGUGAGGUGCCACCAGUGGUGGGGCGCAGGGGGAGGAGAGGGAGCCAGUUACCCGGCCCCAGCGGGCAUUUGGAAAAGGCCUCUCACGUCUGGGAGUUCGGCCAUCGCUUUGAACAACAGGAACGCAUCGCCAAUGCCCAUCAACUGACGGGCACCAGAGCGCUGUGCCCCGAUGGGGGAUCAGCGAGACGGGUUCACCGGUACCAUCGCUGGGACACGAUGGACAAAACGCUGAAUGAGAACCCGAGAGACUGCUUUUACCCAGAAGGCCUGGCAUCGGUGCAGUGCGGUGAGCCAUCCUGCUAUCCCCUGGACACUGGGGGGAAUGGCCAGAACGUCGGGCAGUGCCAGGGAUGGACGCUGCUCCCUGCGGACAUCUACUGCCAGGCUAGGGGGCGCCGCAGGUCCGGCGCCAGCCCCGCCAGGUUAUUACAGCGGAGUGUGUCUGGGAUGGAACGGAGGAGUGUCCCAUCUUCCCCGGUCAUCUACAAAGACCGAACUGGACAGUACCGGUACCUGACAUCGGUUCCCCGUUGCACUCAGCGCCCGGACGCCCCUCCCUCGGAGCCCGGGGUGUGGCCCGGCGUCGCUCUGACCCGAAGGACGCGCCGCAGCAGCAGCUCGGAGACGCUGAGCGACAGCGCCACGGUUACCCGCCCCGGGCGCCGCUCGCUGGGGGGGUCGGGAGCCUCUGGCCUGGCCGGGCCCCAUGACCCCGAGGGCAGCGCCUGCCCCCCCAGGCGCUGGCCAGGCCCAGGAUCCACGGCUGGCGGGUCCCAUCGGAGGGCAGUGGGUGAACGGGCGGACCGAGACAUCCACAGGGCGUUGGCGCUGGAGGGUCUGAGGUCCUGGUACAUGCGGGCAGCUGUCCACCGAAACCAGGAGGAGUGGGUCAUCCCGGGCUGGAGGCGGGGUUCUAUGCCAGUGACCUCUCAAGUGAACUGGGAGGCGUGUCGGAGAUCAGCGAGGGUGUCCCAGCAGGUCAGGGGCACGCCACGGGCUCUCUGGUAUGACCCGCCCUCCUGACUGGACGAUGGCGGGGGUGGGGGGCAGUGCGUGAGAGUGGGGGCAGGGAGCUGUCGCUCUAAGGGGAGUCCACCCCGCGCUGGGUCUGUCUCCUAGGUAACCAGGGCAAGGGGGAGGGGAGGGAGGGGGCAGUGCGCUGGGGGAAUCGAGGGGAAUGAGACUGACCAGCCAGACAUCCUAGGGCCGCACAGAGAUCCUAACCAUCUGUGUGUGUGUGUGUGAGGGGAGGAAUGGCCUCUCCAACACGGCCUGUAAAACUGGGCUCGGUCAGGCAGCCUGUGUGAACGUACCAGGCCAAUGUAUCCCAUAAUGCCCCCUGUAGUCUGUCAGCACCUUGCCCCUUACCCCCCCACUUCCCUCCCACUCCCCUUCCGUUAACCCCUACUCCCUCCCCUUACCCCUCAACUGCCCUCCCCUUAACCCCACACCCCGUGCCCCUUGACCCCACAACCCCCUCCUUGACCCCAUGCCUCUUCACCAAUCCCCCCCACCCCCCCUCCCCGAGCCCAACAACAUCCCGCGCCCCUCCAUUCCCCGCUGCCCUCACCCGCUCCGUGCGGGCAUUGUUGGCGCAGGAGACCACAGCGAGGCCGACGUCGGUUGGGGGUGGGACGGGCUGGGCAUUUUCCGCUCCCCUCCAUCUGUUCACCCACCACCCCCUGCUGCGACUUGGUGCCCGGUUUGCCCCACAGUGCCCGUCCCCUUUAGCCACCUCGCUGCCCUGCGUCACCAGCCCCAGCCGAGGUCAAAGGUAAUCGGCUGCUCGACUGGGUGUGGCUUCGCCCGGUGAAUCGAGGCGGUCCACAGGUUGAACUGCGUCCUGUAAUUGAUAUUGUACAGAGAGAUAUGCUGUUAAUUCCUUUCCGAGCUGAAAACUCUUGUAUAUGUAGUGUAUAUUUCCAUGGAAACGGUUUUGGUCGGAAUCUCCUGGUGUUUAUAACCAAUCACAAUAAACCUAUAAGCUGCAGCCA
Hemiscyllium ocellatum (epaulette shark) is the source of this 4411-nucleotide messenger RNA. Its product is annotated as coiled-coil domain-containing protein 120-like. The record is from RefSeq and is a predicted model, not a curated record. The transcript is spliced from 8 exons. Bases 2184 to 3440 code for a protein of 418 amino acids. Lineage: Eukaryota; Metazoa; Chordata; Chondrichthyes; Orectolobiformes; Hemiscylliidae.